This is a messenger RNA of Hypanus sabinus (Atlantic stingray), 4598 nucleotides long. RefSeq lists its product as uncharacterized. The transcript has 5 exons. The coding region runs from base 250 to 924 and encodes 224 amino acids. NCBI's taxonomy places the organism in Eukaryota, Metazoa, Chordata, Chondrichthyes, Myliobatiformes, Dasyatidae. The record is from RefSeq and is a predicted model, not a curated record.
GAAGGAGGAGAGUCGGCUCAUUGGAGCAUUGCUGAUACCCGAGGCGAUCAGUGCCGCACUCGCACACACAUACACGCACACGCAGACACCAGCGGCAGCCGCUGUAAAGUGAUCUCAAGUCUACGAGCCUUCGUGAGUUUGAAAACAAAGGCGAAUGAGAAACUUAAACAAGCAGGGGAAGAUGCAACUGUGUUCCGAGAAGUGAGUGUUCAUCCGACUGUGUCCAAACAUUCCCAUUCCAAAUAUAGCAUGUCAAGAGGUGAGCUUUCUGAUCAAGGGAAUACCCCUACUAGCACACGGUGUGGAAGUGUUGAGUUCUCUUCAAACUUUAUUAUGACAUGUCCACUCUUUAAUUCAAAUAUCUUGCGUGGACCACAUUCCUCUGUUGCCCCAUCACUGCGAUACUCCAGUAGGUUGUCAAGUGGAUGCUAUUCUCUUGACGCGGACAUCGGAGAGAUGACCAAGCCUAUAGGCUGUGACAAGUCCACGCAGACUCCAAGCCCGGCUUGCCAAGCCAUCCACCAUGCGCAGGUCGCCUUGGCACAGCUACAGCAUUUGCAGAAUUGUGAUUCUACCACUCACUACACCAGGAGCAAUUUAAAGUGGCCAGUUAACCUACAUCUCUGGGAUGUAGGAGAAAAUAAGAAUACUUGGAGGAAACCCAUAUGCCCACAUGGAGAACAGGCAAACUCCAUCCUCACAGGGCAGAUGGAAAUCCAUGAAAUAUCUCAGCCUGUGGGAAUGGACGUCGCACCUGAGGUAUUGAUCGGUCAAGAGUUGAGAAGGAUUGCAGACAGUUUUAAUCUCUCUUACCAGGCACCAAAUCGCAGACGUGCGAGGGCCCAUCGACCACCUAAUAACCAGAUCACAAGUUUUCGGCACUGGAUAAGCAUAUUGUUCAGGCGGUUGAUCGACAGUGUAUAAAAUACAACAAAUGACAGAUUUUUUCUGACAAUUUCAAUCUUUGCUUUUUCACUUUGGAAAAUUAAAGCUUUCUGUCUUGACUUGCAUACAUACUGGCAUCAAACUGCGGUAUUCUGAUGGUACAGAGAUAAACUGUGACUCUAAGAGCACGUCAUUAUACCGCACUGGAAGGCAUCAGCCUUUUCGUCUAAGUGACAUUGUGAGAAGGUGGUGGAUUAAUUUUGAGCACAUGCAUUGUGCAAAUGUUUCCUGCAAUUAGUGGAACCUGAGCCAACAAAUAUCAAGAGCAUUCGUACGUUUCCCCCAAAACAAUCAAAUACAAUCUGAAUUGUUUUUAUAAUACUCUUUUCUUAUGUAACUGAAAAUGAUCCAGCCUUGAGAUGCCUAGAAAUGUAAUAAUUGUAAGUUAUUUGAACUAUUUAUUAGAUGUAGAAAGUCUUUGUGUUUUUCUAUUUUGUUUCCCCAUUCCCUCUUUUCUCCACCAUAUUCCUACUUCACCACUUCUGCAUUUAGUUACCAGACUGAGCCAGGAAGCACUUUGGCUGCAGUUUUUAGUGGUUUGUUUCUGCUUGUAAUUUAAUUUCUUGUAUUUUCAAACAUUAUGUUUGAUGACCCAGUGUCAAUGUAGCAAAAUGUUAAACAAUUCCCUUAAUUUUACCCAUCCUUCAGCCUGUAAAAACGUACUUUUUUUUUUGCCCUGCAUUUUAAUUUUAUUUUCCUUCCUUGCACUGAUGACUUGCCAAAUAUCUGAAGGGGAAUUAACAUUUUUAACUGUGCAAUAAUGUUUUUCAUACCUGCAUCUUUGGAAAGUACAUUUAAAUAUGAAGUCAGGGUUUUAUUACAAUAAAUUGAAUUUUCGAUAUAGCUUUGCAUUUAAUCCUCUGUAGUUUUAUUAGCAUCAGACACUGGUGUGAAUACUAGCAGAGUUCGGGGCCUUCAGCACUCAUUUGAAUUAAGCUGUGUCAAGGCAAUGGGGAAAAUGUAUGAAUGGACCAAGAACAACUAUCUAUAAUAAUUUGAUUCUUAUUUCUAUUUUGUAUCAAAAAGCUUCUGUUUUCAGCCACAGGGGAAAAAAAAAUUCUUCAUUUCCUAGAUUCUAAAAAAAAUUAUCCUGCAAGAAGAGUAAUAAUCCGAAAGCAGAAAGUUUGCAGAUGCUAAAAAGCUAAAGUUGAAACAUUUUGGAAACACUCAGAAGAUCAGGCAGCAUCUGCCAAGAGGGGGAAGAACAAGACUACUGUCUCUGGUUGAUCUUUCAUCAGAUGUGAUACAUGCUAUUUGCACAUGCUGCUGUUUAAUUAAUGACUAAUAUGCCCCACCACUUGUGUUUUUUUUCCCUAAGACAUAGGAACAAAGUCAGCCAAUUUGGCCCAUUGAGUCUACUUUAUCUUUCCAUCAUGGCUGCUUUAAUAUUCCUCUCAACUCCAUUUGCUUGCCUUAUCCCCUUAACCUUUCACUCCCUGAUUUACCAGGAACCUGUCAACCUCUGCCUUUAAAUAUAUCCGAUGACCUGGCCUCCACAGUUGCUUGUGGCAACAUCCCAGAUUCACUACCCUCUGUCUAAAGAAAUUUCUCCUCAUCUGUGUUUUAAAUGGAUGUCCCCCUAUACUGAGGUUAUGCCCUCUAGUCCUAGAUUCAUAAUCCUUACCAAUCUCAUUUGCAUUUGUAGGCAGAGACUGGCCAAUUCUGCUACCAAAAGAGGUUCCUAGAUCCCCAAUUUGGCUGCAUUUUUCAUUUAUACUCUCCUAUACUUGCAGCAGACAAUGCAGUUUCUUUGCGUUAGUCUCACUAACACCUUUUAAACAUUUCUUGCCCAUCCCUCAACCUUUGGUCCUCAACUCAUUUGUCUUAAAUCAAGCCAGUAAGCUUGUAGAAGCUUUAAAGCACAUGGGCAAGGCAGUCACACCCAUUAUGCAGUGUCAAUACUGUUUCUGACUAUAACACAAACCCUUCGAUCUUCCAGCCUUUUGGAAUUCCAACAGCUUCACAGAUAAACCUACUUGCAUCCUGUCCACAGAUUUUCAGACUGCAGUUCCUAAUUUCAUCUCACUUCAGAAAAUAUACCUUAUUGUCUACCUGUACUGCACUUCCUCUAACUGUAACACUUACAUCGUUACUGUUUCCCUUGCAUUACUGCUAUGCAUUGGUGCAAUGGAAUUUUCUAUAUGGAUGGCAUACAAAAUAAAUAUAAUGUUUAAAUCAAUUUACAUACACACACAUUGUUCAGAGAUCUUAAUGUUAAACUUUGAUUUAAUUUUCUAUAUUAUGGAGCACUUGCUCAAUAUGUACUUGUGGCAACAUUAACUUCCCAUUCCAUCUCAAUCAAUAGUCUCUAUUAACUUGGCUGAACUGCCCUCGUCUUUCAUGGUGGAUGUUGAAGGUCCAGAACCAAUCCCUGGAUAUAGUACUUAUUACUUCCAAGCACAGUAUUUACCUUCCUUUAUUUUCAAUCAAACUCUUCUGUUGCAGUCAAACACCAAACCAUUGCUGAGUACCACUGCCCAUUCUGUGCAGAAUCAUGUUCACUAAUAAUGCCUUAUAUGAGACUUUGUUAUGUUUCUCCAGGAAUUGCACUCAGAUUUUGGUAAGAUAACUUUGUGGACAAGUAGCUGUUCCUAGAUCUUAACCAUCAAUAGAUUACAUAUGACACAUUGGCUAUCUAACAGAUUUGCAACACAGUACAGCAUAGGAACAGGCCCUUUGAUCCGCAAUGUGGGGCUGAACCAGCUAAAAAGUAAAUAAAAACAAAUACCCCUCCCCUACAAAAUGUCCAUGUCCCUCCAUCUUCCUCCCAUUCAUGUGCCUAUCUAAACACCUCUUAAAAGCCUCUGAUGUAUUUGCCUCCACCACCAUAUCAUCUAAAGAAGAGAUGACUUCAGGAAGGACAUUUACUUCUGAAAGAUGAUGGAUGUAUUGAUAGCUCUAGAUCAGGGGUUCGCAACCUGGGGUCUGUGGACCCCCUGGUUAAUGGUAGGGUUCCAUGGCAUAAAGAAAAAGGUUAGGAUCUCCUGCUCUUGAGGAUGUUUUUCUUUCCAUGGUCAAUUGCUCCAAGUGGAAUACUGUCAUCCAAGUAUUAUUUACUUGAAAGUGGGUUUCAAUGUAUUUUUGAACAAAACCAUUAUUCACUAGAAGCUUCAAAGUUAAGUUGGGAACUGAAUAAUUGUGCACAACUUGUGACCAAAUGUACUUUUUAUUGCAGACAUCAUGUGAGUCUUAUUUCUGUUUAUUUUAAGGUGCAUAACCUUUAAUAUCUUAGAUUGUCUAUACAAAAACUAUUUUAAACUGCAAAGGGAAACAAAAACAUGACAGCUUGAAACUGAAUUGGGUUAAAUUUCAUCCGAGUGGGUGGAAAGUACUUUCAGUUCCAAAUCAAUGUUUUUGAAUGCAUUACACUGUGGUUGUACUAAAGAAUGCAAUAAGGAUUUGAAAUAUGGAUUUACUGAUGCAUUUAUUGCAAUAGUGUCUUGUUAAAUGUACGUUGUGUACUGUUGCACUUGCACAACCAACAAAGUUGGCAUUUUGAUAGUUCCCUGGAGGAAAAAGUUCAGAAUAAAUUGUUGAUAAGAAUAAUGCACCUCAAGGAGGGUGUAUUCAGAGCACUGCAAUCUCAAGUUAUUGAUCUGCUGAAUACAUCCCCAGCUAUGUGUUGAGUUUUCAUGAUCACAUGGAUAUCACCC